UUGUCGCUUUAUCGAUAGAAUAUUGCCACUUUAGCUGGAAAGAAAAGAAGAAGAACGACCAUUUUUUCGCGUGAUAAUUAAAAGUUUAUUUAAAAUUAGCUAAAGUCAUGGCGUUUAAUUACGAAGAAAUGAGUUGGUCUGAUGUGCGAGAUCAGUUUCGGAAAUGGCGAGAGGAAAAUGAGCGCCAUAGUGAGGAUGUUAUACAGCUGUGGGUAGCACUUUUGGAAGAUAGAUUGCACAAGACGGGCAACGAGCGACAUUUGAUAUUGGAGCAAGUUAUAAUAGCGGCGCUGGACACGGCACGAUUCGACAUCGCUACCAAGUGCACAAAGCAACUUAGUGCGGAGUUUCCCGGCAGCUUGCGUGUGCUAAAGUUCAAAGCUAUGCGCUUGGAAGCAAUGGAGCAAUACGAUGAGGCCGAAAAAAUUUUGGAUGCUAUUAUUGCCAAAGAUGAAACAAAUGCUGCGCCACGCAAGAGGAAAAUAGCAAUAUUAAAGGCGCGCGGGCGCCGUGUAGAUGCAAUCAAAGAACUGAAUGAGUAUUUAAAAAAAUUUAUGUCUGAUCAGGAAGCCUGGCAUGAGCUGUGCAACUUGUACUUGUCCGAAGGAGAAUACGGAAAGGCUGCCUUUUGCAUGGAGGAAGUUCUGCUUCACAGUCCACAUAGUCAUUUGAUACAUCAGCGGCUUGCCGACAUACGUUACACCAUGGGUGGCUUAGAGCACAUUGAAACAGCUCGCACAUACUAUUCCCAAGCCAUCAAACUCAAUCCGCACAAUUUGCGUGCUCUCUACGGUCUUUACUUGUGUUGCAGUUUUGUGGCAAACUCCAGAGCUGCAGUCUCUAAGCGCAAAGAGGCGCAAAAGCUUGCCCAGUGGGCUCUUGAGCAGGUUGCAGCACUCACUGCCAGCAACUCGCCAAUCAAGAACAACGAUAAGCUGAUUGCCUCACUCGAUGCUGCCUUUGGAAAUCUGGAGAUCAAGGCGAAUUGACACGUAGAUGCGCGUUGAGUACCCAACCUCAGGUGCAAAACUGGGAGAAUGUAAACAAUUCCAAAUAUGCCCAUAAUAUUAUUUAAUUUUCUUCAAUUUACAACCAAUUUUUGGUUAUGCAUAGGUGUUAAUACUUUUCAAAAGUUGCGAAUCCAACUGAUUCAGGGUGGUUAAGACAUGCAAAUAUUUGCAUACAUAUAAACAUAGUCAAAAGAUUGGUUUUGGUGUUGGCCAAAAACUUCUUUCACUCUGACGCAUUGAGACGGGUUUUCAAUAAAAUAGAAAAUAAAA
Messenger RNA from Scaptodrosophila lebanonensis, 1280 nucleotides. Its product is annotated as ER membrane protein complex subunit 2-like. Gene Ontology annotation, cellular component: EMC complex. The record is from RefSeq and is a predicted model, not a curated record. Lineage: Eukaryota; Metazoa; Arthropoda; Insecta; Diptera; Drosophilidae. Bases 108 to 989 code for a protein of 293 amino acids. Gene Ontology annotation, biological process: protein folding in endoplasmic reticulum. The transcript has 4 exons. Gene Ontology annotation, molecular function: protein binding.